UAACGCCGGAGUCGCAUCGCGCGCUCAGGUGCGGCCAGGUGUGUCACGUGAACCACAACACCUGCCACCGGGCUAGCCAAUAGCAGCGAGAAGUGUGCUAGUCGACCACACCGAUAGCCAAUAGCGAGCGACAAGACACCUUUGCACAGGACAGCCGGUGGUUGGAUGUGAAGCUGGGAGGGAGAGAUGAGCCUGCAAGUCCCCAAAAGCGGUCGAGCCUGUGAGAAUAAGCAUCACUAAUUCUGGAGCUGAAAGCUGCGUGGUUGACGGAUAGGGGCACAACUGAACUGUCUACUUUGCGGAUCUUCGAGGGAAAAAAUGAAACAGUCGCUGUGUCAGAUCUGACCAAGCUUUAUGUGCAUUCUGUCCCUUCAUUUGCAAGAGAGAACCAAUAGCUUUGUUCUUAUGAAUGCAACCACCUCUUUGGUUUAAGGUGCUGACAUUUUCCGAGUCUUGAACUUCUGGAAGAGCCUGAUAGAAGAGCAGGCGCUAUGGGAUCUUUAUCAUUGUAAUUGUCGGGGGUGACCGAAACAAAAGACUGCACCUAUUUCCAAAGGUCCAGGUGGCUACCAACUGCAAUAAUGAGCACUGUGGAUUGCAGUCACCACCCCACCUUCCUGUCACCAAUAGGGCAGCCCGUCUUGGAGCCUCACCUUGGCGAGCAGCUGCUGCUCAACUGUUCUGUCAAGAUCAACAGCACUUUGGAAAGCCUUUGCAAUUUCACCAUCAAUUGGUUUAAGGAUGGACUGGUAAUUCCUACAAGCAGCAGUGUGUCCGUUCAAAAAAUGAGUGAAACAUUUGAGGUUAUGCAAAGUGUUCUAAGUGUCAACAUAACCGAUGACCAAACAUAUGGAGUCUUCAAGUGUGUUCUGAGUGAUUCUACAGCAGAGUUCACACUGCAGAAACCAGGGAAUGCGAACCAUGUAGCUGCUGUCAUCGGUGCCCUAACUGUUCUUCUGGUCCUUGUGUUGAUGACCAUCUUGUAUGUGAAAUGUAGGCUGAAUGUGAAGCUGUGGUGCAGAGACAAAUAUGAAGACUAUGAUGCCAAUGAUGGAAAGCUGUAUGAUGCCUACAUUUCUUAUGUGGACUCGGCCAAUGAGAAGAAGUUUGUGAACUUCAUCUUAAAGCCUCACCUUGAGAACAAGUACAACUACAAACUGCACCUUAACACUGGUGACAUUCUACCAGGAUCAGAGCCCUCAGCCGAGCUGCUGAUGAAUGUAAGCCGUUGCCGCCGGCUUAUUGUGGUACUAUCACAAUCUUACUUGGAGCAGGACUGGUGCACUAACAACUUUAAGGAGGGCCUCUGGCGUCUCACUGAGCUCUGCAACAAGCCCAUCUUUAUUCUCUUUGAAAAUCAGUACAGACUGGCUACUCAUCCGGCUGUCCAGCUGCUUAGGGAGCAGAAGAGGAGCAUCACACUAUUAGUCUGGAACUCCAAGUCUGUGGCCCCUUCUUCAGACUUCUGGAAGGAGCUGGUCUUAGCAAUGCCUCACAAGAUCAGGUAUCACAGCACUAUGGCUGACCCUCAGGUUUUUCUCCAUGAUGACAAGGACCCUAUGCUAACUGUCAAUCCUGAAUACCUGGACUGUGGUUCAGACUUGGACCCACAGGGAGAUUUGGGUGUUCGAGUUCCAAUCUUCAAAGGCCCUCCACCCAAGGUUUCAGCCCUUCCCAAUUCUGUAACCCACGUGCCUACUGAAGAACUGGAGCAAAGGCACAGUGAAAUUGACAUUUCAGACCUGGGUUCCCGCAACUAUGGCGUGCGCACUGAUUUCUACUGUCUAGUGACAGAAGAGGAGUUCUAAAGAGGACAGUCAUAAUGUUCAGUGAGCCACCAGCAUGGUAUGUAGUCCAGUUGGAGGUGUACAUGUCUCAGAAUUGGACUCCUGUGCCAGACCGUUCAGGCAAUUCUUUCUUCAGGCCAGUUAUUGGCAAGAGUCUGGGGAUUUGGAAGACAAAAGCUACACAUCGUUUUUCUUUACAUCAAGUGUUUGAAGAAGACUGGAUGCAAAGAAGGCCCCAUAGUACUUCCUGUUUCAUACAGGCAGUCAGAGGCAGUUAAAGGGGAAUGCCUGUGAAAUAAAGGCUUUGGAGCCUAACAAAGUUCACAUGGGCCUUUAAAAUUAAAAUUCUUUACCUUUUGGCAGUUCCUACUACCAUAAGACUUCUGUGUCUGAGAUUUAUUGUUACUAAUUAAUCACAGGCGCUGAGGGAGUGAAGGCAGUGCCUCCCAAGGGUUGCUGCUCCUUAAGUGUUUUGUGACUGGAGAAAGAGAACAGUGGCCCUUUAAAAAAGUCUUUAGUCACUAGAGGGCAGUAAGUAUUCAUCUCUGAGCUCAAGCCCUCUCUUUCAAUUGUGUGCUGAAACCAAAAUGGCAGUGGGAAUACAUAUUGAACCUUUUAUGUAUACUAAAUAAUGGAUACAGUGCUUGCUUUUGAAUAGUUCUUAGAAAAUAUACAUUUUGUAAAUUUUACUUUCUAUGUAUGGAACAAGCUUAAUUUAAAGUGAAUAGCAUUUGCCUGAAAGAUGGAACAUUUUAAUGCCAAAAAUUCUUUUGUCACCCUGCAUUUGGGUAUAAACCAAGCCUGCACUGCUGCUAUAAAGAAAUGCGCCUUUUCUCCCUAAAAGUCUCUUUAAGGUUGCAUUAGGAAAGUGGGUUCAAGAAAUGGAUAAAUGGGCUAAGAAUGGUCCAUGCCUGAUGGUACAUCCUCUCACACAUUUUCUGAUUUAAUUACUUGUAUUAAAGACAGAUGUCAUUUACAACAGAACAUCCAAACGUGUCCUCACAACAACUAGAAAUGCUAUGUUAUCAAUUAUUCAGAUCAAAAGGAGUUACACUAACGAAUUGUACUCUACUCCUUCUGUAGGACUAUGUGAAUACAUGUCAGAGACUGCUGUCUGGUUUACCUGACUUCACUAGGCCAAAAGGCCAUGAAGUUGUUAUUCAGUAAUUUGCCAAUUUUUUUUUGUUCCCAUUAAGUGUUUUUCUCCUAUUCUAUAACAGGUAGGGUGCUGCACAUGAAAGCAGAAAUUGCUGUUUCCAUUCCAGCUUUCAGCUUACUGUCUGACCCAGAAAAAGUCACUUAAUGUAUCUGAGCCCCAUGUCAAUUAGUACACAUGGAUAGAUGAAUGAAUGUUUGAUCAAGAGUACAAAGCACUUAUAAUAAUGUAGUGUAAUGUAAUAUAUAAACAAUACAACAUCAAGUUAAAAAAAAAAAAAAACAAUUUCCAUUCU
This is a messenger RNA of Polypterus senegalus (gray bichir), 3238 nucleotides long. RefSeq names its product single immunoglobulin and toll-interleukin 1 receptor (TIR) domain (gene sigirr). The record is from RefSeq and is a predicted model, not a curated record. NCBI's taxonomy places the organism in Eukaryota, Metazoa, Chordata, Cladistia, Polypteriformes, Polypteridae. The coding region runs from base 582 to 1808 and encodes 408 amino acids. The transcript has 10 exons. Gene Ontology annotation, biological process: signal transduction.